Messenger RNA from Varanus komodoensis (Komodo dragon), 2321 nucleotides. RefSeq names its product peptidylprolyl isomerase F (gene PPIF). Gene Ontology annotation, cellular component: mitochondrion. The transcript is spliced from 6 exons. Gene Ontology annotation, biological process: regulation of mitochondrial membrane permeability involved in programmed necrotic cell death; protein folding; protein peptidyl-prolyl isomerization. The coding region runs from base 28 to 651 and encodes 207 amino acids. The record is from RefSeq and is a predicted model, not a curated record. Lineage: Eukaryota; Metazoa; Chordata; Lepidosauria; Squamata; Varanidae. Gene Ontology annotation, molecular function: peptidyl-prolyl cis-trans isomerase activity.
CCUCCCGUCGCCUCGCCGGCAGCAGCCAUGCUGGCGCUCAGCGCGGGCCGCCGCCUGCUGCGCCCGCUGCCCCUGCUCGUCCCGCGGCCGGCCGCCGCUGAGCGCGCCGGCCUCCGCGCCUGCAGCGGACCGCGGCGCGGCGCCGACGACGAUGCCGACAACCCGCUGGUCUACCUGGACGUGGGCGCGGACAACCAGCCGCUCGGGCGCGUCGUGCUGGAGCUGAAAGCUGAUGUGGUGCCAAAGACUGCAGAAAAUUUUAGAGCUCUCUGCACUGGAGAAAAGGGUUUUGGAUACAAAGGAUCCACCUUCCAUAGGGUCAUACCUUCUUUCAUGUGUCAGGGUGGUGACUUUACUAAUCACAAUGGCACGGGAGGCAAAUCGAUAUAUGGCAGUCGAUUUCCUGAUGAAAACUUCAUCCUUAAGCAUGUUGGACCCGGUGUUCUCUCAAUGGCCAACGCUGGACCCAACACCAAUGGAUCUCAGUUCUUUAUUUGCACAGCCAAAACGGAUUGGCUGGACGGGAAGCAUGUUGUGUUUGGCCACGUAAAGGAAGGCAUGGAUGUUGUGAAAAAAAUUGAAGCCUUCGGCUCAAAGAGCGGAAAGCCGUCGAAGAAGAUAGUCAUUACGGACUGUGGUCAGCUGUCAUGAUUCAAGGCCUCUGGAGAAUCAGCAGUGUGAAAAGGGAUCCAUACACAUUAUUACUCGUACAUUUCUCAUCUGGAUUUGGACUUAAGAAAGCUAUUGCUGGUUGAAGACAAUGGUCAGAGAUAAUAUAAAUAAUUCCAGUGUUCAAAAUCCAUUUGAACAUUUUUUAUUUUUUAAAAAAUUGACAUAUCAUGGUACUGCUUUUAUAUACAUGUAAAACUGAUGGCUGUGUUCUAUGCUUGAAAUGCACAGACAAAGGCUGCUAGGAGGGGUUUAUUAGGAAACCUCAGAAGCGGCAUAUAAUGUGCACUGUGAAUCUUGCAGAAAUGUGAACAUUGAGUUUGAAGAACCUUCGUGUUUUCCCUUCUAAUUUAAAUUAUAUUCUAUAGUACUCUGGUUGAAAAGGUACUUGAAUUGUCCUAUUCUUACUGAAUGUAUUAAAGUACCUUUUGGUUAUGCUCUUGAGAUUUUGCAGCCCAAAGGGCUAAGAAUUCACAUUCUGCAAAGGAACAGCAGAACUCGAUGCAAGCUGCUCGCACGGAAUUCAUGGAUGUCUUAGUUGACUGAGCAGUGUGUGCUUCACAUGUUACUCUGACUUAAGGGGUUAAUAUUAAAAUGCAUUUCUUUUUAAUGCAUUACCCAUGUCACUAUAUAUCAUCAAAACCACAAUACAUAGCUAGACAGCUAUUAGGCAUGAAAAUCUUUGAUAGAAUUAUGCAAAGGGAGAAUUUGGGCAGAUGAUUAUUAAUGCCCUUUAAUUUUCUUUACUGUCCAGUUGGUUUACAUGAUUGGAAGGAAUGAAAGCCAAGAAGGAAUGUUGACCCAUGAAGGCCUUUUGGUUUAUGUUCUGUGCCCUGUGCUAUUACGGUAUUUUAAUCAUUAACAUUUUAAUUGACCAUUUCCAAAUGAUUCUUGAGAUUUUAAAGCACUGAUCGUUCCUGCUUCCAGUACCCUUACAGAAUGGCACUCUGGUCCCCUAUGGACAGAGGGAAAGACUGAGUGUUAAACCAGUUUCUAUAGUGUAGAUAAGCCCUGCAGGUUCAUGUAGCACUGUCAUUAUCUCAGGUGUGUAUCAGCAAGUUCAGCACGGACUGCAGGCACUGAUGGAAUUUUGAUUAGUGGUGCAGAGCAAGGAAGGGUGGCUGAAUCAUGCUGCUAUUCUCUGUGCCUACAGACAAGGGCUGUUGCAGAUCCAUGAAUUGUUGACCUCAGAAAGAGCCUUGAGUUCUUUCAAAACAAGCAAAUAAUAGCCGGUUUCUGUUUGUGGAGCAGCCUGUUGCUUGCAAAAUGUGUCUCUGUUAUUGGGAAAUUAAGCUGGAAACCUUGCAAGACAAAACUACUCUUUAAUAUGUGAUACAGAUUAUUGAUACUACUGGUAGGUGUACCUGAGUGUAUGCAGACAUUUAAAAUGUGAAGGCCUUUUCAACGUACGAGUUUGUAUUUCAGUAAUGAGUGACAUCACUGCAGGUUCACAGCGCUAUUUUUUAUUAGAACCAUGCAAGUGAAGGACUAAGUAUAAUUUAAACAAAAUGUGACACUGCUUUAGUAAAUUGUUUGCUUUCUUUGAAGUAUUUUUGAAACAUUCAAUCUAAUCUGACUUAUAUUUAGAAUUAAUAAAUGAUAUUUGUUGCUUUUUUGUAUAUGUAAAGUUAUUAAAUCCCUUUUGUAAGAAA